This is a messenger RNA of Spizellomyces punctatus DAOM BR117, 754 nucleotides long. RefSeq lists its product as uncharacterized. The transcript is spliced from 5 exons. NCBI's taxonomy places the organism in Eukaryota, Fungi, Chytridiomycota, Chytridiomycetes, Spizellomycetales, Spizellomycetaceae. Bases 8 to 643 code for a protein of 211 amino acids. The record is from RefSeq and is a predicted model, not a curated record.
GCAAGAAAUGCCUGAAAUGGCGGGCCUUACUGACGUCUUCCGCAACCAUGUGCAAGUCAUUGAGAGCCACAGUACUCGAUAUGUCCUGAGUUCGUCCCUUACCGGGGAUCUCUGGAUCGUCCAGCUUGUGGGAGAGUCGCACCUUUACGAAGCGCGUUUAGCGAAUUCAGACCAAGAAAGUUUGUUAUCAGAUACGCAUCAAAGUACUCGUUUUGAAACUGCCUGGAGGGCCCGAGAUAUCGCUAUUAUCGAAAGGAGCGGACGGUCUGCUGAAUUGAUAGUCGACCCGAUUGCUACAUACCCAUUCAAAAUUCAAUUGAAAGGAAAGGAGUAUGAGACAUUUGAAGCUCUCAGGAACUUGCUUCUAUUAUUGGCUGAUGCUUCAAUUGGGAGGCCGCAUACCGAUGCAUUUCCAAGAGCCGAUGAAAGGAUAAGACAGUUGGAAGAUGAACUGCAAGCUGCCAAGAGAGAACUGGAAAGAAUAAAAGGAAUGGCAUCCAACCUGACAAUGGACAUAGGCCCGUCAAAACGUAGCGCACCGGUGAAAAAAGCAAGCAUGGCAAAGAGCCUGGUAAAUCCUAGAGUGAAAAUGAAGGUUGCAAAGGGCACGGAAUUCGGAAGCGACACGGAUGACGAAGAGUAAUAUCCGCUACAAGAAGAUUGACAUACUACUUGGAGAGUAUUGCACAGAGCGGGAGAAAUGUAUUGUGGUUAUGAAUACAUGGGGACGCCAUCCCUUCAGUUGCCUCCUCGG